This is a messenger RNA of Perkinsus marinus ATCC 50983, 868 nucleotides long. Its product is annotated as Rab7, putative. Lineage: Eukaryota; Perkinsozoa; Perkinsida; Perkinsidae. The transcript is spliced from 8 exons. The coding region runs from base 25 to 672 and encodes 215 amino acids. Gene Ontology annotation, molecular function: GTPase activity; GTP binding. The record is from RefSeq and is a predicted model, not a curated record.
CGUUAGUCAAUCCAUCUGUUUAUAAUGUCUUCAGCACCUAGGAAGAAGGUUCUAUUGAAAGUCAUCAUUCUGGGCGAUAGUGGGGUAGGGAAGACAUCUCUUAUGAAUCAGUAUGUUAACAAGAAGUUCAGUCCACAAUACAAGGCCACUAUUGGAGCUGAUUUCCUCACGAAGGAGGUGACGAUUGACGACAAAGUGGUGACACUUCAGAUUUGGGAUACUGCUGGCCAAGAGAGAUUCCAAAGUCUAGGAGUGGCAUUUUACCGUGGUGCUGAUUGCUGCUGUUUGGUCUAUGACAUAACUAAUCCCAAGAGUUUCGAGAGUCUGGAUUCCUGGCGGGAUGAGUUCCUCAUACAGGCGUCGCCUAAGGAUCCAGAGGAGUUCCCAUUUGUGGUAGUCGGGAAUAAAUUGGAUAUGGAGGCAAAGCGAAAAGUAUCAAAGGCAAGAGCGACCACUUGGUGCAGAUCCAAGGAUAAUAUUCCGUGUUUCGAGACUAGCGCCAAAGAUUCUCUGAAUGUUGAGCAGGCCUUCAUUGAAAUUGCACGACGGGCGCUGCAGAACGAGGCGGCAAUGGCUAAGGAGCAGGAGCAAAUGUAUUUAUCCCAAACACUUAACUUGAAUAAUCCUCCGGCCGACAAUCAGAGCUCUAAUGUGCAGCAAUGCGAGUGCUAGAAGCGUAUCAUUGUUUACCGUGGUCAUCAGCAUCACUAUAGUGUCGUUUCUCGUUCAUAGUACUAUUUGUCCUUUGCUACUGCUGCUACUACUAUUGUGGCCCAUAGAAUGACAAGCUGGCUUGAUCCUAUUCCUCGACAACGAUGGCUCUGACGAUGUUGCAUAUAUAGUAUCUAGUAGUCCCGUCUCAGUAACC